Microtus ochrogaster (prairie vole) is the source of this 4666-nucleotide messenger RNA. RefSeq names its product glucosaminyl (N-acetyl) transferase 2 (I blood group). Gene Ontology annotation, molecular function: acetylglucosaminyltransferase activity. Gene Ontology annotation, cellular component: membrane. Bases 748 to 1953 code for a protein of 401 amino acids. The transcript has 4 exons. The record is from RefSeq and is a predicted model, not a curated record. NCBI's taxonomy places the organism in Eukaryota, Metazoa, Chordata, Mammalia, Rodentia, Cricetidae. Gene Ontology annotation, biological process: transforming growth factor beta receptor signaling pathway.
GGUGACAGAGGAGGAACCAAACCGAACUCCACCGAGAUUAACAUGUGAAAGAAGUCGGUUUGUGGAGGAAGACUCAAGACCUUUCAGCGUGUGACUAGCGCAUGCGUAGAAACAAAACUCAAACUACAACCCAGAGGAGGUGGGAACUGAAAAUGACCAUUCGCUGUCAGGAUUCUUUCCUCAGCUCCCUAACCCACAUCCAUCCUUGGAGUCUCUCUCCAGGCAGUGUUCACAUGCUCAGAACUUUAGCUGGGCAGAGCUGGUUAAGCAAACAAACCCAGUCAUUUGAAUGCAAUGAUUAACAGGAAGCCGGGGAAGCAGGCACAGUUACCACCGGCCGUCCACUGGGAGAAGAGGCUUGGCUCAGAUCUCCAGAGAGAUGUAUCGCAGCAAGGUCACCGAUAGUGAUUUCCCUGUGGGGACGCGUAGGGUCACUGACCCCAGAAUUCUCCCUGGCAUAGGGCAUUUUUGUCUAGUAAUUAAUUGGAUUUUUGUGUAGUAGUUGGUUGUAAGUUGGUUGGAGGCUGGGCAACGGAGCUGCUGAGGAAGUCUGUCAACGCAAAAUGAAAAUAUAAGCAAGCUAGGAAAAGGGAAGAGAAGAGGAGAAAGGACCAAGACAUUACACGCUCCUCAUUAGAGCCACAUCCAGGAGGGACGAUGUCUGGACUUGGAGAAAAUGUAAGUUGAAAGACACGCCUCUCCAACCCCGUCUGUAAAGACAUUUUGCUCGUUUCCUGGCUUUAGACGAUGGGCUCCUGGAACUACCGGCGUCUUUUUAGUCUGUCUGUUUUUGUUGCCUUGAUGUUUGUAUUUAUUUACAACAGCAAAUUGUGGGAGAACAAUCACCUCCCAAGGGUGAUUCCCAAUGCUUCCGUCUUAGCUGAAGUCUGUUUUCAGAUAGUGAGUGAGGAGAAUUUUUAUCCAGCGUACAGCCCGUGGACAACGACCCUGGAAAACUUCACCUGUUCCCAGUACAGGGUUCAAAACCACUACAUAACAGAAACUCUCUCCGAAGAAGAAGCUGGCUUCCCUUUGGCUUUCAUAAUGACUGUCCACAAAGAUUUUGACACCUUCGAAAGGCUCUUCAGGGCGAUUUACAUGCCCCAGAAUGUCUACUGUGUGCACGUGGAUAAGAAGGCGUCAGAGACUUUUAAAGAUGCCGUCCAGCAGUUACUAAGCUGCUUCCCCAAUGCCUUCCUGGCCUCUAAGACAGAGGCCGUGGUCUAUGCUGGCUUCUCCCGGCUCCAGGCAGACCUGAACUGCAUGGAAGAUCUGGUGGCCUCCAAGGUCCCGUGGAAGUUUGUCCUCAACACCUGUGGGCAGGACUUCCCCCUGAAAACCAACAGGGAAAUAGUUCAGUACCUGAAAGGGUUUAUUGGGAAGAAUCUCACCCCCGGGGUGCUGCCUCCUGCUCACGCCAUCGGUAGGACCAAGUACAUCCACCAGGAACAAUUAAACGCUAAAAAUCCCUACGUGCGCUUUACGCCAAAAUUAAAAACUCCUGCUCCUCACAAUAUGACCAUUUAUUUUGGCACCGCCUAUGUGGCUCUCACCCGGGAGUUUGCUAACUUUGUCCUCAAAGAUCAGCGUUCACUGAACUUACUCUCCUGGUCCAAGGACACCUACAGUCCCGACGAGCAUUUCUGGGUGACACUCAAUAGGAUUCCCGGAGUUCCUGGUGCCAUGCCAAAUGCCUCCUGGACAGGCAACCUCAGAGCUAUCAAGUGGAAUGAUAUGGAAGCUAUGCACGGAGGCUGCCAUGGUCACUAUGUGCAUGGCAUCUGCAUCUAUGGCAACGGAGACUUAAAAUGGCUAAUAAAUUCACAGAGCCUAUUUGCUAACAAAUUUGAGGUCAACACGUACCCUUUCACUGUGGAAUGCCUGGAGCUGUGGCUUCGAGAGAGAACCCUCAAUCAAAGUGAGACCGCCAUACAACCCAGCUGGUAUUUUUGAUCCACAGCAGCUCUGGCCGGAAGGGAAACAGAAGGCGUAGUAAAGCGGAGCCUUCCUCUCCAAGAGACCCUCGCCUUGGCUAAGCAGGAGGCUUCAAGAACUGGUUUCAGGAAAAUAUCAGGACCUGGCUUCACAACUAUGCUUAAAUUAUCCACUGGACACUGUGAUACACUGACAGGGUGGCAGGGUGUAGCUGUUCUGCCAUUUUUAGCUAGUCUGGUCAUUUCUUUUGAACGUCUCUUCUGUGUCUUCUUUUUUAAAGACAGGCUCUUGCCGUCUAUCUCUGGCUACCUUGCUUCUUUCCAGGUAGCCCAGGAUGGCCUUGAACUCUCCUCAUCUCCCACCUCGCACCCACCAAGUGCUGCUAUUACACGUGUGUACAAACACACCUGGCUCUGCUGUCUGGCAGUCAGUCACCUGAUGCUACUGGUGUGGUCGAUGAUAAAUUUAAAUGCAUCAGCUCUUUGUGCCAGAUACUAAUAUUAGUAUAUCCUGCUGGAAAGGAGAAUGAUGGGUGGUACUAUCUAAGGAAAUCAAAACUUGGUUUAUUGGAGGAGGAAGCGUUCAUAACCACCUUCGCAGCAACUAUGUGCCCAGCCAUACAUAGGAGUAGAGAUGGCUUUCUAGUAACUCACCGAUUUCAUUUAAUCAGGAAUGGAUCGACUGUGGUGGUGCACACCUUUAAUUUCAACACUCCGGAGGCAGAGCAGGCAGAUCUCUGAGUUUGAAUCCGGCUUGGUCUAUGGAGAAAGUUCCAGGACAGCAAGGGCUACACAGAGACUCCCUGUCUUGAAAAACAAAAACAAAAGGAACUGAUCUUGAGGAGCUGAGGAACUAUGUAGUUCAGUGACUGAGCAUUUAACGGACACAUGUGUGGACUUGAACUCCGUCUCUAGCAUCACAAACAGACCUGUGAACACGGACAUUCUCAGUUUACUUGAGUCUGAAGUUGUGUGUAUAGUACAAAAGCCAUUAACAUGCGACAGAACAUGUCCUGAAGACAGGAGACACUCUGUGGCUGCAGGAAGAGGACCUCAGGGAUGCCGGGCGUUUCCAUGUUUUAUUCCAGAAUGUUCUCUUUCCCACCGAGAACCCUGAAACAGCCUCAGAAGAAUGAAGGGAUUCUUUCUUCCCCACGGGAAAGGUGCUAGUCUGUGGAUCUGGAGACCGUGAAUAGCUCACUUCUGGGUUUCCAUUUCUAUAUGAGAGAUAGGGACCCAGUUCUCUUGUACACAGCUUUAACCACACCAGGGCAGCCUCCAGGUAGCUUGCAAUGAUUGGUGCUGACAGGAGUUCCUGAACACUUAAGAGCUUGAUUCCAGGUGGGCAUCUGUGCCAUUUUUCAGUCCUUCAUUCAUUCAUCCAUUAGUCUAGUCUGCCUUCACUAAACGCCUCUCAGACGUCUGUGAUCCUCUGGACACAUGUUGACCCAAGAGGGAAACCAGACAGAUAUUUUCUCCGCUGUAAAACUGGGGAGUAUAUCAGCCUCUGAAACCCUGCUCUAGAGUCUUACAAAAUGAUUGCACUGCGCAUGUGCCCUGGCCUGGCUAUAUAUAUAACAUCAGACCAUAGGGAUCAAUAAUUACAGUCAGGUUAGUCCAGAGACGUGGGGGAAGGAGAAACAAAAGCUGAAGCCUGUUGGCUUCCACCAGCUCCUUCUUGUCUCAUUUUAUUCAAAAGUCACAGCCCUCUCUCUCAAGGAUGACGUGAGCAUCCGCAUCUCUCAAAUGAUGUAACAAGCCUUAGGGCGACUUGUUAUAAAUUCUUAUAUUUGCUCCUUCACAAUCAUAAGUGUCCUUCUGAUCCUCUCAGCUCAUUUCCAUAGGGCUGCUGAAAGAAGGUAAAAUAAAAGCCAUAUGUAGUAUCUCCAGAGAAGGCAGUGCUUAAGAGUGGACUCUUAAUUUGGAGAAAAAGUUACAUCAUUCAGAAAAAUAUGAGGUUAGGACUCAGCAUGUGGGGGUGCUUGCCACCAAGCCUAGCAACCUGAGUUUAAUUCCUGGGACCCACAGGCUGGAGGAAAAAGAGUUCAUGCCCACAGGCUGGAGGGAGUGGGUUCAUGCCCACAGGAUGGAGGGAGAGAGUUCACGCCCACAGUUACUCUAUGACCCCAACAUACAUGUUGUUGCACAGAGUCACUCCCCAACACACAAACGAAUAAGUAUGAUUUUUAAAAUGUGACCAUCUUUGCUAGCUCUCUUGUAUUCCUAACUAUUUAUUUGUUCUAAUGAAGAAAGCCCUUGCUGUAAAUGGCAUCACUUAGCACGAUUUCGUUCUUGCACUGUAAUUGUACCUGCUGAGAGCUGAUUGUCUUUAAAGGGAUUCAUGUUCAUGUAAACCUUUCUUUUUCCUUCUACUGAAAAAUGAAACGGCACUGUAUCCAGGACUCAGGGGUUGAAAGCAGGGAUACGUGUAGUCAAGGUCAAGUCUCAGACUGGUCUCUUUUUUGUUACUUGGAUGAUAGCACCUGAAAAGAAAUGUUUUACACUGGAUCUCUCCUGGGAAAUGAGAAAUGUUUUCUGGAAUAGAAGUUUACAUGCCCGUUGCUGGUCACCUCUUUCUUGUAAAUACUUUAAUAUUGGAAGAGAGUAACAUCUGAGCUAGUGCACUAGCUGGGAAGGUACCCUCGUCUACGAUAUCCAUUUUGGUUUUGAUGUUUUCUGUUUUUAUUUUCUUAGAAAUAAAUUAAUAUAUUGUUUUCCACCUUCAGGGAUAG